Molecule: messenger RNA, 1170 nt
Organism: Clunio marinus
Lineage: Eukaryota; Metazoa; Arthropoda; Insecta; Diptera; Chironomidae
Source: the annotation of a GenBank genome assembly
AUGUUUAUGAUUUCUUCGGCCUUUUUGUUUUGCAAUUUAGACAAAACAAACGUUUCAUUCGCUGGGAUGUUGUGUGGAUUUGAAUUGUAUGGUGCGGCAAUUUUGCAACAAACUGCUGAAUACAUUGAUCGAUUGGAGCAUGAAAAACAGCAGCUGGUGGCUCAAACACAGCAUUUACAAAGAUUGGUUGAUUCGUUGGGUGGUGGCAACAAUAAUAAUAACAACAAUGACUGCCCUCAACAACAGAUUGUUCAACAAACGAUUACCUCAUCACCGUCAACUGGUGGCGCCAUUAAGAAGCGAAAAUUAGAUCAAGUAAUGACAGUACAGACGAUUUCUGAUUCAUCAGAUGAGGGUCUUGGCUCGAUGUCACCCGAACCCGUCACACAAAUGAUGUUCACAAACGGCGCAAGUACGAUUACAAAGACACAUAUGGUGAGUGCCACGAGUGUCACCACCAUCAAUGUUAAAGAUUACGUGAACCUUCAAAAUCAAAUGGAAACCGAACGACGUCAUCGCAUUCAAUUGGAAGAACAACUAAAGCAGUUGGAGAUGCAAUUCUAUUCAAGUCAUCAGAUUCCAACACAAAAAUAUCAUCAAAUUCAGGGUCAAUCUGAUGAUUGUGACGAGGUCGACGGUAUGGUGAUUGAGGAGAAAGUCAUAAUGCGUAAUGUUGAUCAAGAUGUUCAUUACAUUGGUAAUUUACCAUCACAACAACAACAACCGCAGUUUGGUGUGUUAAAUAUGAUUGAGGAAGUAGCUGUUCAAUCACCACCGCGCGUUAAUACACCACCAUCAGUUAAUAUUCGAACGACUUAUCCAAAUAACAGUCAACGGCCGAAUUUGGAGACAAUUGUUGAAGCAAUUCGUCAUCUUGAAGGUGAUGCCUUUGAUAUGGAUGAUGGACAAGAACAGAAUACGAAACUUCAACAAUCAGCAACAGCAACAUCAGUAGCAGUAACACAAGAUGCUCCACUUGCUCUUACAACCGGUAAUAAAUAUCAACAGAAUGGACUGAAAGAACAUCAACAGCCAUUUCUUAAGUUCCGUCAUAAUGCAACGUCACAAUCCGGUUUGCCAACCUUCUCCCUAAGCGUGCCAUCGCAACAACAACAGCAGCAACAGCAAUACCAGCGACCUGGAGUCAUUGUGGUCAAGCAAAGCUCCUGA